Molecule: messenger RNA, 2352 nt
Organism: Fulvia fulva
Lineage: Eukaryota; Fungi; Ascomycota; Dothideomycetes; Mycosphaerellales; Mycosphaerellaceae
Product: putative ubiquitin-conjugating enzyme protein 17
Exons: 5
Coding region: 1-2352 (783 amino acids)
Molecular function (GO): protein binding; ubiquitin conjugating enzyme activity
Source: RefSeq, a predicted model, not a curated record
AUGUUCAUGACUGUCAGAGCGACUGCAGAUUCUGGACGCUCGGGCCUCACUCAACCUGCAGGGAUCAGUUGUUGCCUUAGACACUUCACUUCUAUGGACCGCGAAGAGCUAAGGCGCAAACGAAGGCGCCUCUUCGAGCCUGGCAACUUCGCUGAUAUUGAGGAUACAUCAAACAAUAGUGCCACAAAAAUGAGCUCUGAUACGACUGACCAGCUCCCGAGUACAGCUCAUUCGAAAAUCUUGAACCACGACCACAACCUUGGCAUUUUGACCAACAUGGGGUUUGAUAUCAAAAAGGCCAAAAAGGCUCUAAAGACAGCUGGUGGUGACAUCCAACAGGCGAUUGACCGACUGUUCAGCAAGUCGAGCCCGACCGAUGCUUCGAGCGACGACGACGAUCCCGAGCCUGAGAGUCGCUUCCCAGCACCACGGACGGCGGACAACGACGACGAAGCGCUGGCGCGUCAACUACAAGCAGAAUACGAUGGCCGACCUGCAAUAUCGGGAUGCCGUGGAUCACCAAAGCGGGUCGAUUCCAUUCAUGGCGAUGAAGCAUACGCGCGCUCUCUACAGGCUCAGUAUGAUGGUACAGCAACCAGUGGCACAGAACAGCAAGAUCAUACAGAGAGGCCAUCGACACGCAACGCCAUCUCACCUCCGGACUCUGAGCUUACACCUCAGCCCGCAGUCGUACAAGCAACCGUUCGCAGUAUCGCAGAAGCAAUUACCGGUGUGAAGUGCCACAAUUGCAAGAAGUACGUCGUUAAAAGCGAGAGCCACGUACUGGAAUUCUCGAAGUACAUUCAAGACAGCGAGGGCCGGUUAAUAGCGAUACCCUGCCAAAACUGUCGCAACCCACACAACGACAAACGCGCGCGACUCUAUAUGAUCUGGGCCCUGCUUUGCGACUUUGACGCCAACUCGAAGCAGAACAAGCCUGACAAGCGGCGAAGCACGAAAACUGCGAAGCGCGCCGCGGGUAAUGGCGUUGGAUACAGCGGCGGCUAUGGCUAUGCAAGACAGCCAGCCAGUGGAAAGAAGAUGACACAGCCGUCAGAUGACGAUGAUGUUAUGACUGCUAAGAUGACGAAUGCACUCCGCGCUCUGCUACCGACCUUCGACCGCGAAGAUGAGUUUGAGCUCGACGCGAGGCAACUGCAAGCACUUUUCCUAUGCAGCUCGCUUCUCGAGCGAGCUGCGGGCCUUCUUCGCAACAAUGAUCUGGAAGAAGUCACGACACAGAAGAAGCUUUACGACGCUCUGGCACGUUUGCUGCAGACCCUAGCGAUGCACCCAUUGACAAGCGCAUUAGUGUUCGGCGAGCGAGUCGUACGAAGCUCGGGUGCUAGUCUACUCAAAAUCUCGCUGGGCAAAGCAUCUCUUACUGGCGGAAAGGAAGUAGACACCGUGCAGCCGCUAUCGCAGUGCUUGCAAGAGUUCGCAGUGCAGUGUAGUAUGAUGUUGAGCCAUAGCACUGACCCGACAGAGAGCCAGCUGUACCAAGCAUUCAUCGAUCUUCGUGACUUCUUGCAAGCCAAUGGAAGCUCCGCGAAGAAAGCUCCGACGCCAGCCAAGAAUGCAUGGCGUAAGGAGUAUGCGGUAUCAGAGGUUCCUGAUGAGUACAUCCUAAAGAAUCAUAUCUUGGCAUCAAAGCCACAAGCGAGCAGUCAUGUCCUGCCAGGGCGCAUGAAGCGUAUCAUGCAGGAGAUCAGCCGACUGCAAACGAGCCUUCCGGAUGGUAUCUUCGUCCGCUAUGGCUCCUCGCGCCCGGAUGUCAUGAAGGUCAUCAUCAUCGGACCUCAAGACACACCAUACGAGAAUGGUCUCUUCGAAUUCGAUCUACUCUGUGACAACGACUUUCCCACCAAGCCGCCUCAGAUGCAGCUCCGGACCACGGGAAAUGGUUCGGUCCGCUUCAAUCCAAAUUUGUACAAUUGUGGCAAGGUCUGCCUCUCGCUACUAGGUACCUGGGAAGGCGAAAAGUGGGAUGCGAAGCAGAGCACGCUAUUGCAAGUACUUGUCAGCAUACAAGCCAUGAUAUUCUGCGACUUUCCUUGGUUCAACGAACCUGGCCGAGGCAACAGUGAUGCCAGAAACGCGCAGAGUGUUGGCUACAACAAGUUCCUCCAGCCGAAGACCAUACAGCAUGCAAUGAUAAGUUGGCUCGAAGAUCGACAUGAUAUCUGGAGUGCGAUCAUCGAGCAGCACUUCCAUACCAACGAGAAGGACAUCCGCGCAACAAUAAGCAAGUGGACAUCGGAGACGGGUGGACCCACCAUCUUGCUGCAGCAAUGUCUCAAAGAUGCUGUGUCGAAGCUCAGCAAGGGGAUCCCGCGCGGUCAGUACAUUUAG